UGUAUCAUUCCAGUGAAAUGAGUGCAAGACGACGUAAUAGGAAUACCAGACCUUGUUGUGUUGCUGUGGUGAUGUCAAUCAUGUCGCCUCCUCCUCCUCUGAUCUUUCUUCUCAUAUUUCACGGAGUUUAUAGUGCUGAUGAUGAGUGGGGUGUGAAUUACAGCUCUUCAUCCAUCUGUGCACUAAAGGGUUCAACAGUGAUAAUAAACUGCACUUAUAAAUACCCUACUGGACAUCAGAUCAUGAAAGUGUUCUGGACCAACACUGAUGUUAGACAACCAAAUAAGGAUUUUCCAGAUCUGUCUGAGGACUCUGAAUACAGUCAGAGGAUUCAGUAUCUGGGAGAUAAACAUCACGACUGCACCAUGAGACUGACUGAUGUGAGACAGACAGAUUCACACGAAUACUUUUUCAGAUUCAUCACUGAUAUACCUAAUGGGAAAUGGGUUGGAAAACCUGGAGUGACUCUUGAUAUCACACUAAUAACAGAUCUUCAGGUGGAGUCUUCAGGUGAGAGAGUGACAGAGGGACAUUCAGUGACUCUUACAUGUAAAAGCAGAUGCAGUCUGACUGACAGAUCAACAUUCAUCUGGUUUAAAAACACACAGUCAUUAAGUGAGAGAAACAAUCAACUCAUCCUGCAGUCAGUAAGAAGAGAGGAUGCAGGCAACUAUAGCUGUGCUGUACAGGGACACAAACUCACAUCACCUCAUCAAUAUAUCAAUGUCAUUUAUCCUCCAAAACAGACUCAUGUGGUGGUGAAUUCAUCUGGUGAAAUAAUGGAGGGUGAUUCAGUGACUCUGACCUGCAGCAGUGAAUCAAAUCCACCUGUUCAGAUCUACACCUGGUUUAAAGAGAGUGAAACAUCAUCUGUUGGAUAUGGACAGACAUACAGCCUAAAUUCUAGGCACAGUGGAUGGUUUUACUGUGUGGCUCAGAAUACAGUCGGAUCUCAGAGAUCUGCUGCUGUAUCAGUGAAUGUUAAAGGAUAUCUGGUCAUACUUCAGAUGGUCAUUGGGGUGUUGAUUUUGGUGGCUGCCGUUUUUAUUGUGUUAAUGAUAAUUUGGAGAAUCUGGUGGAUGAAAAAGAGAAAUAACUCAGAGUCUCAGACGGUUCAUCAUAGUCCUUCUCACAACAGCCAUAAAACAUGUGAUGACGUGUAUGAGAAUGUAAUGACUGCUGAUGACAGAUAUGAAGAAUCUAAUUUAAGUCCUCCUGUCUGUGGGAAUAUUCCAGUGUCUGAACUCUAUGAAUGAACACAAUCUCCUUAACAUUAUAAAGUAAUGUUAGUUCUGAUUUACUUGUUUAAUAUUUUGUUCAAUAAUUCAGCUGAACAGAAAGAUGCUGUAGAGGUCAAAGAAACACACCAAAACUUUUGACCGCUGAUAAAUAUUUUCUGUGGUAGGAGCUCUUGGUGAUUGAUAGGAGUGUAAACUAUUGUGAUGAAUAAUACAAACAAGUGAAGAAACUGAGCCAGCGUGUUAUUUUAAGAAUGUUUUUGUAUAUUUAGUACUUGUUUUGUAUGUGAAUAUUUCUUAUUUGUACGAGUACUGACCCAUCUGCUUGCAAGUCCUUAUAAUUGUGUGUAUGCUGCUGAUUCUUUUUUUCUUGUAUUUUGUUUUUAUUUUAUUUUGUUUAGUGCCUUUAUGGUUCACUGAUUGAAUAAUUUCAUUCAAUUAUUCAUUUUGUUUCAAUUAUUCAU
Messenger RNA from Paramisgurnus dabryanus, 1702 nucleotides. RefSeq names its product B-cell receptor CD22-like. The record is from RefSeq and is a predicted model, not a curated record. Lineage: Eukaryota; Metazoa; Chordata; Actinopteri; Cypriniformes; Cobitidae.